This is a messenger RNA of Penicillium waksmanii, 321 nucleotides long. RefSeq names its product mitochondrial 54S ribosomal mL53 protein. The transcript has a single exon. The coding region runs from base 1 to 321 and encodes 106 amino acids. NCBI's taxonomy places the organism in Eukaryota, Fungi, Ascomycota, Eurotiomycetes, Eurotiales, Aspergillaceae. The record is from RefSeq and is a predicted model, not a curated record.
AUGUCAAUCCCACUCAGCACCAUCACCACUUUCCGAACAACCUUCAACCCCUUCACCCACGCCUCCCGACCUUGCCGCCUCUUCCUCUCUCUCCUCCGCACGCCCGGCACAACACCAACCGGCAGCCCCACCCACAUCGACAUCAAGGUGACGCAGCUCCCGCGCAGUUCGACCCUGCCGCCCGUCAUGACUGUCGGUUUCAAGGGCGGCAAGGAAUUGACUCUCGAGGUCGGCAAGCGUGGUCUAAAGAUUGGCGAUGUUGUUGAGGAGGUAUCGCGCGUUGGUCGAUUUUUGGAGCGCGAGGCCAGUCUGAAGGGUUGA